Messenger RNA from Desarmillaria tabescens, 1411 nucleotides. RefSeq names its product caspase domain-containing protein. Gene Ontology annotation, biological process: proteolysis. Gene Ontology annotation, molecular function: cysteine-type endopeptidase activity. NCBI's taxonomy places the organism in Eukaryota, Fungi, Basidiomycota, Agaricomycetes, Agaricales, Physalacriaceae. The record is from RefSeq and is a predicted model, not a curated record. Bases 158 to 1288 code for a protein of 376 amino acids. The transcript has 3 exons.
CAGCACGCCAAUAGACCGUGAGCAACAGGAAGCCUGACGAAGAUUGGCCUCCAAAAGCAGUUACUCUCCGCUGCAACGUCUACCUCCAUAUUACGAUGAACUGCAGCAUUUGAAGGCUGUGGAGGAGCAGCUCGUCAAGGAUUAUGAUAACCCGGGGAUGGUUUAUGGGGAUAACAUCGACUCUACGGCCCUCCGGCAAGAAGCAAAAAGGCGUGCUCGGUUAGCAUCGCAAAAUAAUCCUAGUCCAGCAUCAAGCGGCGACGAUGUGAAGGAUUUGGACAAGCUUUACCACCUUCGUUUUGAAGAUACGUCGAAUCUUCAGCAACCCGUUCCACGUAAAUCAUCCACUCUGACUCAAGGGGCCCCGUACAAAGUCGACGCAUCUCGCUUUUGGGCCGUUCUCGUCGGCAUAGAUGCAUAUGAGUCUAAUCCCUUGCAAGGCUGUGUAUCGGAUGCAUUGUCAAUGAAGGAAUUCCUAAUCAAGAAGCUUGGGGUGCCAGAACGUCGUAUCCAAUGUCUCCUCGGCUCCGAAAAAACCUCUCGUGACGAUCCAUUAACACCUUCCCGUGCCAACAUCGUCGACAUGAUCUACAGUCUCAUUGAUAACCCUGAAAUUCAACGGAACGACAAUGUUGUUAUCUAUUACGCUGGGCAUGGCUCGAGCUAUUAUUGUUCUGAGCAGAUUCCCGCUGCAUCGGAAUCCAAGGACUGCUGCAGCAGCGAUGCCUGUCCCAUAGAGGCAUUGUGCCCCAUCGAUCGUGAUACCAUGGACAACGAUGGGCAUCCAAUACCCGACAUUAGCGACAGAGAGCUCAAUGCCCUCUUCACCCAGAUAUCUCGCACUAAAGGGCAUAAAAUCACAUUCAUCGCAGACUGCUGUCACGCUGGCAGUGUGAGCAGGGAUGCUGUUUCACAACCAGGAGUUCGCACCAUGUUCCCAACCCUUCACUCUGGUUUCAACGAUAUGUUACUCGCUGCCCAUGAGCGGCUGAUUCAUUUAUCUGGCUAUAAAUCUGUAUUAUCCGAGGAUUGGCAGCCAGAUAUGAGUUCUCAUGUAGUUCUGGCAGCUUGUCAGGAUUGGCAGACUGCGCGGGAGACUCGUGUGGGAGGUAAAUGUGGCGGGAAUUUUACUAGGCAACUUAUUCGUGCUCUGAGCUCAGGUACCUGGAAGAAGGAAACGACAUACAUCAGACUUAUGGAUUGUCUGAAUCACUCUCAUUCGCAGACUCCGGUCGUUGCUGGGGAACACAAAGACGAGUGUCUUUGGUAUCAGGAUGCUGCUACAUAGGGACUGCGUAUUGUACAUGAAUAUGGCGCCUGUACCGGAAUCAAUACUCUUCUAUUUAGUUAUUUCACUGCUGUACUUUGAUAGUACGUGAUGGGCAUUUUAGAAAGGAAGAUAUGGAUCUUA